Molecule: messenger RNA, 537 nt
Organism: Prunus armeniaca (apricot)
Lineage: Eukaryota; Viridiplantae; Streptophyta; Magnoliopsida; Rosales; Rosaceae
Source: the annotation of a GenBank genome assembly
AUGGAGAGAGCUCUAACAAAAGUGAACAGCUUAAAAGUUGGAAGCUUGUGGAUCUCAAAGAAGGCUAAGGAAGAGUUCUCUAACAUCUCUGACGACCUCACUACUUUCUCAAACACUGUCGAGGAGAAGGCAAAAUGGGUUUUCAACAAACUAAAAGGAAAGCCACCAAAAAGCUUACCAGAUCUCCUUCGAGAGUACAACUUGCCGCCGGGGCUCUUUCCGCAGAACAUAACCUGUUAUGAGUUUACUGAAUCAAACGCCAAGCUGAUAGUGUAUUUGCCCUCUCCAUGUGAAGUUAGCUUCAAGGAUUCUUCUGUUAUACGGUACGCAACCCGGGUAAAGGCAAUUCUUCUCAGGGGAAAGCUCACAGGAAUAGAGGGAAUGAAGACCAAGGUUGUAGUAUGGGUUAAGGUCACUUGUGUGGCACUCGAAAGUUCCAAGUCCGAUAAGGUGUGGAUUACAGCCGGCGUUAAGAAGUCAAGACCCAAGGAUGCCUAUAUAACACCCCGUGACUCUGUUCGAGUAGAAGAAUUCUAA